GAGCUGUGUGCGGAUGCCACACUUGACAUUGCUACACUGCGACACAGCAUGCCUUCCUUCAUCUGUCUGUAUCUGUGCUCAAAGUCUCUCUUGGGCUUCGGGGAACAAUCAACCAUGACGACCGAAUCGGGAUCAGACUCAGAAUCCAAGCCAGACCAGGAGGCUGAGCCCCAGGAGGCCUCAGGGCCUCAGGGACAAGCAGGGCCACAGCCGGGACCAGAGCCUGCCGUCGGAAGGAGCGAGGAGCCUGCGCCAGAGCCGUUCCCUGCAGCUGCUGCACACAGCACCCCGGUGAAGAGGGAGGUCAGCGACAAAGACCGGGACUUUGCCGCCGCAGCUGCAAAACAACUUGAGUAUCAGCAAUUUGAAGACGAUAAACUCUCUCAGAAGUCGUCCAGCAGCAAACUCUCACGGUCUCCACUGAAGAUCGUGAAAAGGCCUAAAAGCAUGCAGUGCAGAGUGACACUUCUGGAUGGGUCGGACUACGGCUGCGAUGUGGAUAAACGCUCCAGAGGACAAGUGCUCUUUGACAAAGUGUGCGAGCAUCUGAACCUGCUGGAAAAGGAUUAUUUUGGUCUCACGUAUCGCGAUGCCGAGAAUCAGAAGAAUUGGUUGGACCCUGCUAAGGAAAUUAAAAAACAGAUUCGAAGUGGCGCUUGGCACCUUUCAUUUAAUGUGAAAUUUUACCCGCCAGACCCUGCCCAGCUAUCAGAAGACAUCACCAGGUACUACCUCUGCUUACAGCUGCGCGAUGACAUCGUGUCUGGGAGGCUGCCCUGCUCCUUUGUGACGCUGGCCCUGCUGGGCUCCUACACUGUGCAGUCAGAACUUGGAGACUACGACCCUGACGAGUGUGGCAGUGAUUACAUCAGCGAGUUCCGCUUUGCACCGAACCACACCAAAGAACUGGAGGAUAAAGUGGUUGAGCUGCACAAGAGUCACAGAGGGAUGACGCCAGCAGAAGCAGAGAUGCAUUUCUUGGAAAACGCCAAAAAGCUCUCCAUGUAUGGGGUAGAUUUACAUCAUGCCAAGGAUUCAGAAGGAGUAGAAAUUAUGUUAGGAGUCUGUGCAAGUGGCCUAUUGAUAUACCGUGACCGGCUUCGAAUAAACAGGUUCGCUUGGCCCAAGGUCCUAAAAAUUUCAUAUAAACGGAACAACUUCUACAUUAAAAUCCGGCCAGGAGAGUUUGAACAGUUUGAAAGCACCAUUGGGUUCAAGUUGCUGAACCACCGCGCUGCCAAACGCCUCUGGAAAGUGUGUGUGGAACACCAUACAUUUUUCAGACUAUUACUGCCAGAAGCACCUCCAAAGAAAUUCCUGACCUUGGGCUCCAAGUUCCGUUACAGUGGCAGAACUCAGGCGCAAACGAGAAGAGCCAGCGCAUUGAUAGACCGCCCAGCGCCUUACUUCGAGCGCUCCUCCAGCAAACGUUACACCAUGUCUCGCAGCUUGGAUGGAGCAUCAGUGAAUGAGAACCAUGAAAUAUACAUGAAGGACUCUAUGUCUGCUGCAGAGGUUGGCACAGGCCAGUACGCCACAACAAAGGGCAUCUCUCAGACCAACUUGAUCACCAGUGUGACUCCGGAGAAAAAGGCCGAAGAGGAGCCUGGUGAGGAAGAGGACAGAAGGACGAAGGGCGAGGAAGCCACCCCUGUCACCGCCCUGCGGCACGAGGGAAAGUCACCCGGGCGUGGCGGCGCCGCCGCAGCGGCUGCUGCUGACGACCCAUGUCCCUUGUGCCCCCCAUCAGCCCAUCCGCAGCACCCGGCAUCUCCCGCAGAGCUCCGCAGGAGGUGUAAGGAGAAGGAGAGCCCCUUCACGGGUUCCGUGCUGCCCAGAGCCGAGCCAGCCUUGGAGUGUGAAGGCCAGGGGAAGGCUCACAAAGGGGACCAAGAUGCGCCAUUUAGUUGCAGGCAGCAGAGCGGCGGCGGCGGCAAAGGAGCCACACUGUUCUCCUUCUCCUUGCAGCUCCCCGGGUCAUUCCCCUCUCUCCUAGACGAGGACGGGUACCUCUCCUUCCCCAGCCUGUCUGAAACCAACCUCCUGCCCCAGAGCUGGCAGCACUUCCUGCCCAUCCGCUCACCCUCCCUCCUGCCUUGCUUCCUCUUCAUCUUCUUCUUCCUGCUGUCUGCCUCCUUCUCUGUACCAUACGCCCUCACUCUCUCCUUCCCUCUGGCUCUGUGCCUCUGCUACCUGGAGCCCAAGGCGGCCUCCUUGAGCGCCUCCCUAGACAAUGACCCGAGUGACAGUUCAGAGGAAGAGACUGACAGCGAACGGACAGACACCGCAGGCGACGGAGAGACCAGUGCCACCGAGUCGGACCAGGAGGAAGAUGCAGAGCUCAAGGCACAGGAGCUAGACAAAACUCAAGACGAACUGAUGAAGCAUCAGACCAACAUUAGCGAGCUGAAAAGAACCUUCUUGGAAACCUCUACAGAAACUGCCUUAACAAACGAGUGGGAAAAGAGGCUUUCCACGUCCCCCGUGAGGCUGGCUGCCAGGCAGGAGGAUGCUCCCAUGAUUGAGCCACUGGUACCUGAGGAGACUAAACAGUCUUCUGGGGAGAAGCUCAUGGAUGGCUCGGAGAUCCUCAGUCUGUUAGAGUCCGCUCGGAAACCCACAGAGUUCAUAGGAGGGGUUUCAUCUACUACCCAGAGCUGGGUGCAGAAACGGGAAACAAAGACAGAGUCCAUCGAAACCGAGGUGGAAUCCACGCCACACUCCCAGCCCCUCAGCACUGAGAAGGUGGUGCAGGAAACCGUGUUGGUGGAGGAGAGGCGCGUGAUGAAUGUGGGAGGCGGUGGAGAUGCUUCUCACACUGUGGGGGACGACGUGGACUCAGCAGAGGCCACACCCGCAGAUCCUCACAGUAUGAAAGAGAAGGAGGGCUCUUCCGUGACAGAAGCAACUAAGGAAGAGAGAGGAGAGGAGGCCCACAAAUCUGUCCCCAAGCAGGCAGAGCCAGCCACGGCCUCCCAGGGGGAGGAGCAGGUGGCGGUAACGCUCCCUUCUGAGGCUUUGGAACAAAAAGCUCAUUUUGAGUCAUCCACUGUGAAGAUGGAGACCGUGAGUGUGGGCAGUGUUUCUCCAGGAGUGAAAGUGGACAUCUCCUCCAAGGAAGUGCCAGUGGUUCACACAGAAACAAAGACCAUCACGUACGAGUCGUCACAGGUUGAUCCUGGGGCAGACAUGGAGCCGGGUGUGCUAAUGAGCGCACAGACGAUCACAUCCGAAACCACGAGUACCACCACCACCACACACAUCACCAAAACUGUGAAAGGAGGUAUUUCAGAGACGAGGAUCGAGAAGCGAAUAGUCAUCACAGGGGAUGCUGACAUCGACCAUGACCAGGCGCUGGCUCAGGCAAUUAAAGAGGCCAAAGAGCAGCACCCCGACAUGUCCGUGACCAAAGUAGUGGUCCAUAAAGAGACAGAAAUCACACCAGAAGAUGGAGAGGAUUGACCAAGGAGUAACUUAGCUUGCACAUGAACCCAGUCAUGUACACCGUUAGGAAAAACCGGAGCCUAUGCGGAGUUCCCUCUUCUAACCCAGCUGACUUGCAUCUGUCCGUGGAAAAUUCCAGAAGAACUGACCUUGACCGUUAAUGAAAGACACUGGCAGAGAGAGAUCUUCCCAUGAUAAAGCAAUCAGAAUGAGAAGCACUGAACCAAUACUGCAUGAAGCGAUGAUAAAAAUCACAAAAGAGCCGCACUUUUAAUUUUCACCAAAAUAUCUGUUUUCAACUCUACCUGCACGUUCAUAACCAACAGUGUAAACCGUGAUCUCAUGUAACACAUCAGCAACUCAUGCCUUUCAUAGUUUAUUAUCAAAGUCUCAACAGAAUCACAGUUCCAUAGGUGACAAAUUCUAUGUUUACAAAUAAAUGUUAAUUACCCUACAAUGCUAUCAGCCGUCUAGGUCCGGUGUGUCAGAUUUACCCCAGAUUAGAUGUGCCAACUUUAUUCAGUAAACGACUUGAAUCUUGUCCUUGUCUGAUCUGGUUUUACUAUUCUCACCCAUAAGCAGUAAUGACUCUCUGACCCUCUAGAAACACUUAACAAUCUUGCUUUAUGUCUCAAAUUUGUUAUAAGGUAGAUCUGAUUCUUAGCGCGUUAAUGUAAUUCCUUCCUAGACAUUUGCUCUGGUCUUCUUUGUUCAAUCCAGAAUGAUUCCCAGAAUUAUCUAAGUAAACCCUCACUAUGUAAAUUAUCAUUGUUUGAGGAAGAAAACCUAUAUUUUUGUUAGUUUACAAUAUUAUGAAAUUCACUCCAGGAAGGCCUGUCGGAAUACUUUUGCUUUGCUAUUUUUCUUUUUCUUGUAUCCUUUAUUCAUUGAUUUUUUUUUCUUCUUUUACUUGAACAACAACAAAAACAAAAAAAAUGUUUUAUUUACAAAUCUGGUCCAUAUUUACAAUCUAGUUCAGAGCCAAGCCUUAAAUUGUACAGAAUUUCCACUGUAAUUAAACUAUUUAGUGUUUAGUUAUAAAUAGCCUCCAGAAAGAUAUAUUCUCCAUUACACUGUCAGCUGCAUCACAGCCCGUUGUGAAUGACGUUACCGCAUCGCGAAAUAAAAAUGGCAAAUGCCUUGAAAGCUU
This is a messenger RNA of Phodopus roborovskii (desert hamster), 4594 nucleotides long. RefSeq names its product erythrocyte membrane protein band 4.1 like 3 (gene Epb41l3). The coding region runs from base 49 to 3462 and encodes 1137 amino acids. Gene Ontology annotation, molecular function: structural molecule activity; actin binding. Lineage: Eukaryota; Metazoa; Chordata; Mammalia; Rodentia; Cricetidae. The transcript has 23 exons. Gene Ontology annotation, cellular component: plasma membrane; cytoskeleton. Gene Ontology annotation, biological process: cortical actin cytoskeleton organization. The record is from RefSeq and is a predicted model, not a curated record.